CGAAAGAGUCCAACAGAACCGAAACCAUCAUGACUUACUCACUCUUGAAGUCUAAGUUGUAGUGUAGUGUUUUUGACAUUUGAAUCAUGAUUUGAGUGAUUUGUUAAACUUCGAUUUCCAUCGUGCUGCCUCCACCUGGAUUGCCAUGGAUGCUUUGGCAUUAUUGUCAGAAGAAGACGACGAUGUUGAAGAUGAGGAGGAGGAAGCGCCAGACGAUGAAGCAGAGGUGAAGGUUGACUUCGGGAGCUUGCAACGUGUUGGCUAUGAAGGGAACAAAGCAUUGAGUGAAACAGACAUGUACAGACGUGCUGGCCAAGAGGCUCCACCGAUCGUAGCAGCGCCCGUUCCUGCAGCAAUACCAGCUGAGGUGGCCGAGUCAGAACCAGUUGGCUCCCAGGUGCAGGAGGAUUUGAAAGCCCUAGAAAAGGCAAAGCUUCGCGACCGCAAGCGAGCGGGUGUGCAAGAUGGUGAAAGUGUCCGCAAAAAGAACUCUCGAAAAAUGAAGCUCGGCCAGGCAACCUUUUCUUUGAAGGAUGACCGUGACUGCGUGAAUCCCUUCAUCGAUGCAUCGACUGCAUCACAUGUCAAAGGAUAUAGCGGAAAGCGGGUAGACAAGAGAGCAUCGGUGAAGCAGAUUAGCAAUUUGGACUUCACGUCGUGAGUGGUGAACGCGGGUGCUCGAUUUGGUUUCCCUCUGAAAUUAGCCAACUUUAGUGGCACCAGUGUACAAAGGUUCGGCAUCUUGCCGUUUUUAGAGCUCCACAGCGGUCAAAGUCACCGAUGCGUCACUAUGGCGCACGCUGCCGGCAAGGUAGGACUUCGGAUCUCGCAGGAAAA
Molecule: messenger RNA, 837 nt
Organism: Durusdinium trenchii
Lineage: Eukaryota; Dinophyceae; Suessiales; Symbiodiniaceae
Source: the annotation of a GenBank genome assembly